CCCAACACCAGUGAAUCGAUGCCCCCCCAUCCUGACGAGCACGUGGUCCAGUGUCCGAUCCGUCCUGCCGCCAUCCAUGGCCGCCUCCCUCUUCCGCCUCUCCCGGCCCCGCCGCGUGCUCCUCCCCUUGUCCGCCCUCCGCCUCCCUUUCUCCACCCAGCCCCUCCCGCAGCCCCGGGACCCGUCCUCCCCCAAUUCCAACCGCGGCCUUCCUGCCUUCCUCUCCUUCCUCGCCGCCGCAGCCGCAGGCGGAAUCACCGGUUCCGUCGCUCUCUGCGAUGCCGGCCCCGACCACCGGGUCGGCGGGAAAGACAGCACCGAGCUGUUGGUGCGUGGGGAGCGCAAGCGCGUGCCACGGCAGUUCAUAGAAGAGCUCGCAUCCUUCCUCGGGGAGAACCUGACGGUGGAUUACGAGGAGAGGAGCUUCCACGGGACGCCGCAGAAUAGCUUCCACAAGGCAGUCAACGUGCCCGACGUCGUCGUCUUCCCAAAGUCCCAGUAUGAGGUACGGAAUAUUGUGAUGACUUGUAAUAAGUACAAGGUGCCGAUUGUACCAUAUGGUGGGGCUACAUCAAUUGAGGGACAUACGUUGGCACCUCAUGGUGGUGUUUGCAUUGACAUGUCUUCAAUGAAGAAAAUCAAAUCUCUGCAUGUUGAGGAUAUGGAUGUUGUAGUUGAACCAGGAGUUGGAUGGAUUGAGCUGAAUGAAUACCUGAAACCCCAUGGUCUCUUUUUCCCUCUUGACCCAGGACCUGGAGCCACUAUUGGUGGAAUGUGCGCUACACGAUGUUCUGGUUCAUUAGCCGUGAGGUAUGGAACUAUGCGGGACAAUGUUAUCAAUCUUCAGGCUGUUCUACCAGAUGGCGACGUUGUCAAGACCGGUUCUCGGGCUCGAAAGAGUGCAGCUGGAUAUGACCUAACUCGGUUGAUUAUUGGAAGUGAAGGGACUUUAGGGGUAAUUACAGAAGUGACUUUACGACUUCAAAAGCUUCCAUCUCAUUCCGUGGUUGCUAUGUGCAAUUUUCAAACGGUUAAGGAUGCUGCUGAUGUUGCUAUUGCAACAAUGCAUUCUGGCAUACAGGUCUCGAGAGUGGAAUUGUUAGAUGAGGUUCAGAUAAGGGCAAUAAACAUGGCAAACGGUAAAAGCUUGCCUGAAGUGCCGACCUUGAUGUUUGAAUUCAUAGGGACAGAAGCAUAUGCACUUGAACAAACACUGUUGGUUCAAAAGAUUGCUGCAGAGCACCAUGGUUCUGAUUUUGUUUUUGUGGAGGAGCCAAAUGCUAAAGAGGAACUGUGGAAGAUCAGGAAGGAGGCACUUUGGGCUGGUUUUGCCAUGAAACCUGAUCAUGAAGCUAUGAUAACGGAUGUUUGUGUUCCAUUGUCUAGACUUGCAGAAUGCAUAUCUGUAUCUAAGCAACUACUUGAUGCGUCACCAUUGACUUGUUUGGUUAUCGCCCAUGCCGGUGACGGAAAUUUCCACACAAUUAUCCUAUUUGAUCCAAGCCAGGAGGAAGAGCGAAGGGAAGCAGAGAGACUAAACCAUUUCAUGGUUCAUACUGCUCUGUCCAUGGAAGGUACAUGCACAGGAGAGCAUGGUGUUGGCACAGGGAAAAUGAAGGCAGUACCUGGAGAAGGAGCUGGGGAUGGAGUCACUGAAGACGAUGAAAAGGAUAAAGGCCGCGCUGGAUCCCAACAACAUCAUGAAUCCAGGAAAGCUCAUCCCACCCCACGUCUGCAUCUGACCAACGAAGUGCCUGAUUCCAUGGCAGUGGGUUCGGUUGUUCAAGUUUGUCGUGGUGCCGCCACUGAAUGCGUCCAUGAAACCUUUGGAUCUGUUACAGCCUUACCCGAGGACUCCAACACAUACUACAUGAGUUACAAUACAACUUACAGUACCCGUCCCGGCCAUACUGAAUAAAAGGACCAGGACGUUGUUAUCUCUUGGUGUUAUUUGUACCAAUAGUAGUAUACAUGCAUGACACCGUUUACUGGGCCUGCUUCACGUAUUAACAUACCUCCAAAACACGAGGGAGUGGUUUACAUCCUGGUUUCACAAAAUAGCGUUCUUGCUCUAUACUCUUAUUGUAACAGUCAUAUAUUCGCUCCGUUCAUAAAUAUGAGAUGCUUUGGAUAUUU
Molecule: messenger RNA, 2136 nt
Organism: Triticum dicoccoides
Lineage: Eukaryota; Viridiplantae; Streptophyta; Magnoliopsida; Poales; Poaceae
Product: D-lactate dehydrogenase [cytochrome], mitochondrial-like
Exons: 17
Coding region: 77-1918 (613 amino acids)
Biological process (GO): lactate catabolic process
Cellular component (GO): mitochondrion
Molecular function (GO): D-lactate dehydrogenase (NAD+) activity; FAD binding; D-lactate dehydrogenase (cytochrome) activity
Source: RefSeq, a predicted model, not a curated record